Molecule: messenger RNA, 1454 nt
Organism: Klebsormidium nitens
Lineage: Eukaryota; Viridiplantae; Streptophyta; Klebsormidiophyceae; Klebsormidiales; Klebsormidiaceae
Source: the annotation of a GenBank genome assembly
AUGUGGCUCACAUGGCUUCCAGGCAUCAGAAUGGCGCUCCAAACAGCCCUGUUCUUGUUUAUUGCGGCAGUCGUCAUGCUGGCUGGAGGCGUCGACUGCGAUGCGGGACCUGGUUGGAACCACAUUCUAGGGGGGACUGAUUGGGCGGGGCUGUCUGCCGCCAAUGCCAUAUGUGACAAUGGACAAAAACAAUCUCCGGUGGCGAUUGAAGAUAGUGCGGCAGUACCGUCGAGCGACCCCGGCGCGCUGAUUAUCACAUGGAACAGCGCCCUGAUCGAUUUCCAAGUGCAGAACCUGGGGGUCACUGUCCAGGUUAUGAUCAACGGGAGUAACACGCUCACGGUUCCUUCUUACAUUUACACGCCCCCAGCAAACUCUACCGGCUUAACCCUCGCCCAGUUCCACUUCCACACGCCCAGUGAGUACACUCUGGACGGCGAGUAUUUCCCGGCGGAAGUGCACUUCGUUCACAAGGAUCCGGUCACGGGACAGCUGGCAGUCAUCGGAGUGUUCUUUUCUCUUUCCCCGGACGACUCCGACAACCCCGAGCUCGGCACGUUCUUCCCCAACAUUACUGAAGAUGCCGGUACCAACUCAGAGGCUAUCCGCCAGUCCCUCAAUCUGAACAGUCUGCUUCCCGCGUCGAGGAGCUACUACCACUUGAGCGGCAGUCUGACCACGCCCCCUUGUUCCGAGAACGUCCUCUGGUUCGUGAUGAAGAACCCACUUGACAUCUCCUCGUCCCAGUUGAUGAAGCUCCAAUUUGCGCUCGCGCAUGGAGAAGGGUCCCGGGUGAACAACCGCCCGGUCCAGCCGCUCAACGGGCGCACCAUCAUUCUGUUCCAGGGUAACGUUCAAAGCUGCGACUCGAGCUCGCUGCUCCCGAAUCAGUGCUACAACGCCCAGGGAACGACCUUCGUCUGCUGCCCGGGUGGCUGCCCCUCUUCUCCAACCUCCGUGCCAGCAUGCGCAUAAUGACGACCAGCAGAGGAUAUUUGGGAACACGAGAGAUCGUCGUUGGACAGUUUUGCCGAGACAGCCAGCUAGACCAGCCAGACCCGUGCAAGCUUCCAAGUCAGCAUUCAAUCGUCAUUCGCCCCUCCUCAAGAAGGCAAUCGUAGGUGGUUCAAGAUUAGACAGCCUAAUUUGCAGCCCCAUUUUGGCUCCCGUGUUGCUUUGAAAGUAUCUCGGUUCCAUAACAAGAGCGUGACAAGAGCAGUGCAGAUAAACGUCACGGUCUGUGGCAUCCGAUUUCUGAGGACCCUGCAACAACGAAAAUAUCGAGCGCCAAUCAGGGAAGAGCUUUUCGCGAGAUACUAACACACCGACUGAGUAGUGUAGGUUAGGUCUUGAGAGACAUCCGACUCCGAAGUAGACGAUCAGCAUCAAAGGCCCCUUCGUUAACAACGGUUUAGAUGUUUUCCCUUCAUAUACCGUUCACGUCAUGCGCGCUC